Messenger RNA from Caenorhabditis briggsae, 93 nucleotides. The transcript has a single exon. The coding region runs from base 1 to 93 and encodes 30 amino acids. Lineage: Eukaryota; Metazoa; Nematoda; Chromadorea; Rhabditida; Rhabditidae. The record is from RefSeq and is a predicted model, not a curated record.
AUGGUCCGACCAGAGUUUUCUCUUUUUCUUUUCACCAGCUCUUAUGGUUUUUUUGUUUCUCUUUCUUUACGAUUUUCUUCACUUUACGGUUGA